Leptosia nina is the source of this 1551-nucleotide messenger RNA. Lineage: Eukaryota; Metazoa; Arthropoda; Insecta; Lepidoptera; Pieridae. The record is from the annotation of a GenBank genome assembly.
AUGACAUCAGAAGUGAACGAGUGGUACAAGGGGCGGAAGGUCCUGGUCACAGGGGCAUCCGGCCUCAUGGGUAAAGUCCUAAUCGAGAAGCUGCUCUACAGCGUCCCAGACAUCGACUGCAUUUUCGCCAUAGUGAGAUCAAAGCGCGGGAAAACGCCAGAAUCGCGGAUCGAGGAAAUGUGGAAAUUGCCUCUAUUCUCAAGAAUUCGGGAAGAAAAGCCUCAGGUCAUGAAGAAAUUGGUGCCUGUAACUGGCGAUAUAUUGUGCGACAAUCUCGGCAUUGAGAGCUCGAAGCUGGAACAAAUAUACAAUGAGGUAUCAAUAGUAUUCCAUUUUGCCGCAACUCUUCGCCUGGAAGCGCCACUGAAAGAAGGUCUCGAGAUGAACACGAGGGGUACGCAACGUGUGAUCGACGUAGCGAGGAAAAUUAAGAACCUGGUUUCCUUCGUUCAUCUCUCCACUGCAUUCUGUUAUCCUGACUACGAGAGGAUGGCGGAAAGGGUGCAUGACCCGCCAGAAAACCCUCACGAAGUACUUCAGGCAGCAACUUGGCUCUCCGAUGAUCAACUGAACUUGAUAGCGCCAUCCUUGAUGAAGAAGCAUCCCAACUCUUACACCUACUCGAAACGUCUUGCUGAGGCACUUGUAAGAGAGUCGUAUCCUGAUCUACCCGCAGUUGUGGUACGGCCGAGUAUAGUGACACCAUCGCACAGAGAGCCAAUCCCCGGAUGGGUGGACAAUCUAAACGGCCCCAUCGGCCUGAUGAUUGGCGCCGGAAAGGGCGUGAUCCGGUCCAUGCACUGCUACGGACACUACCAUGCUGAAGUGGUGCCGGUCGACAUAGCCAUCAAUGCUCUUGUUGUAAUACCCUACUAUCUCAACACACAAGUCGAACGGUCUCCCGAGAUCCCGGUGUUCAACCUCACGACGGGCGACGACAGAAACGACACCUGGAAGGAAGUGCUCGACGUGGGUAAGGCGACGGUUCGAAAGUAUCCCUUCGAGGGCCCGCUGUGGUACCCCGACGGGAACAUCAGGCAUAACAAGCUGAUCCACGAGCUGUGCGUCUUCUUCUACCACAUUAUACCGGCGUACCUCAUCGACUUCCUCAUGCUGGUAUUUGGACAGAAACGAUUUAUGGUGCGAAUCCAGAACCGAAUAUCCGUGGGGCUGGAGGUCCUCCAAUACUUCACCACGCGCGAAUGGUGGUUCGACUCGCACAACUUCAAGAGUCUGCCGAAGGCGUUGAACUCCGCAGACAGCGCCAUCUAUCCGAUGGACGUCACCAAGAUCGAGAUAGAGCCCUACAUCGAGAGCUGCAUGAUCGGAGGCAAGCUGUACUGCCUUAGGGAGAAGCUCGAAAACCUGCCGAAAGCGAGGCUGCAGAACAACAUUUUAUACGUAGUGGACCUUAUGACUUCGGCCUUCUUCUACUUGCUGAUCCUCUAUUGGCUGGCGCUGUUCUUCGAACCGAUCCGGCAGCUUCUGUCCUACGGAGGCCCCUUCGUCAGGCACCUUCCUCUGGUGGGCAAGGCUGUUUUCGGAAAAUAA